CCAGCAGAAUAACAAGUGUCCACCAUUAGGGCUCAUUAAGCAGAGUCUCAGGCCUGAUAGCACCUCUUGGCUGCCUGUAUUGUGGUGCCGCAGGACUCGGGCCUGCACAGCACAGCCCGCAUCCCGCCCCUCCCAGCCGGCCUCACCAGUCUCCUCCCACCGUGAGCUGGAGUUCCAUGACGAGCAGACCCCCGACCCACCGCCUCUGCUCCGGCAGUCAUCGAGGAGCGACCGCGCCUGGACGACCACUACCAUCAUAAAAAAAAAGGUGUGCUUAAAGGUCGCAGCAGUUAUAGUGACAUGGACAGCAGGAGUCAUUACACACCCUGCAGAGCUAACACAGGAGCCUCGCCUGACCUGCCAAGCAGAAAAUGACUCAGAGAAAUGGAAUCAGAGGGACGAGUGAUCACUGCCUCCACUCGGAGGCCUCCAUGGUCCGUGAGCGCGCCAACGGCAUGGAGCACGAUAAAGUUCAAGAGGCCAUCGACUGUGAGUUGGAGGAAGGGGGCCAGGGAGGUGAAAACAGAGACUCUGUGGCUGUAACGGGAGCAGUAACAGCUCCUGAUGGGGGCUGGGGGUGGGUGGUGCUGGUUGCCACUAUCAUAGUCCUGGCUUUGACCCUGGCGUUCCCCUCCUGUGUGGGAAUCUUCUACACAGACUUGCAGAAUGAGUUCCACGCCUCCAACAGUGAAACCUCCUGGGUGCCCUCCAUCAUGACGUCAGCGCUUCAUGCUGGAGGUCCCUUUUGUAGCGUGUUGGUGGACAGACUUGGUUGCCGGGCGACAGUCAUGUUGGGUGGAGUCCUGAGUGGACUUGGAAUGGCUGCCAGCUCAUUUACCCAGUCCAUCACCGAGCUCUACAUCACCGCGGGGGUUAUUACAGGACUUGGUUUCUGCUUCAGCUUCCAGCCAGCUGUGACAAUCCUUGGGCACUACUUUGUGCGUCGACGUGUGUUUGCCAACGCCAUGUCCUCCACAGGCACCGCGCUGGGCCUGUGCACUCUCCCUUUCCUGGGUAACUACCUCCACACAGAGCUGGGCUGGAGGGGAAGCUUUCUUGUUUUGGGGGCGGUCCUGCUUAACUGCUGCGUGUGCGGAGCGGUGAUGAGGCCCCUCCAGGCCCCCAAACGUCGAGGCCAACCCCUGAUGAACCACGGACCCCCUCCGCCAGAGGUGGAGAGUGUGAAGAAGGGGAAAGGAAGGGUGAGGACGAUAUGGAGCUGCCUGGCGGCUUCCCUCAGCAAACACAUGGCCUUUGAUCAGCUCCGCAACAACUCACGUUACCGUGUGUUCGCUAUAGGCAUCACCUGGAUGAUGCUUGGGUUUGUGGUGCCCCUGGUGUAUCUGGUUCCCUACGCCACAGCCCACGACAUGGAGCAGGGCCGGGCCGCGAUGCUGCUCUCCAUCCUGGGCAUUGUUAACAUUGUGGUGCGACCGCCAUUCGGCAUCAUGUUCAACAUGCCCUGGUUCAAAGGGCGACACAUCUAUGUAUUUGCCUCGGCUUUGUUGGUCAAUGGGCUCAGUAACAGUAUCUGCUGCAUCGGGCCCAGUUUCUCUGUACUGCUGAGUUAUGUGACGAUCUACGGGCUAUCCAUGAGUGUUGUGGGAUCCCUGAUGUUCACUGUACUCAUGGAUACAGUGGAGAUGAGCCGCUUCCCCUCAGCUCUGGGUCUAAUCGCUAUAAUGGAGAGCGUCACACUGCUCAUCGGGCCUCCACUGGCAGGAGCCCUGGUUGACAGAACAGGCCAGUACUUCCAUGUCUUCUUUGCCUGCAGCGCCGUUGUUGCCUCAUCUGCCGUGUUUCUCAUGGUGUCAUUUUGCUGGCUGGAUAAAAGGGACAAGAAGUCAUCCAAGCAAGGUCAACCCUCCGCACUGCCCGACCCAGCGAGACCUGCUGUCGACGUCGCCCCUGGCUGCCAGUACAGCAGCGUGCCCACAGAGGGAGACAAAGACAAGGCCUCGGCGAACGGGGCAGAGUAUAUCACCAGCCUCUGAACCUGCUUACACACUGUGUGUCACCCUUAACACACAUCACACUCUGGGUCUGACAGGUCUGCAAAUAAUUCCUAAUGUUUGCACCAGCUCGCUCGGUGUGCCAGAUGUUCAAAAUUGACUCUUCUGUGGUUGACAGCACACCCGAUUUGGUCUAAACUGUCUCCAUGUGAUGAACCGUUACCAUCUGGUACGCCAUAAAAGUCAAAACAAAUACUACGAAUAAUUUGCUCUGUUUGACCCAGUUUAAACACUUGAUCCUAUAUACCAAAAUGAACAGAUGUGCACUUACAACUACAAUGUGAUUGUACUGUUUAUUGUAAUAUGCUGCUGAUCUUAUCUAUGUGAUCACACAAUCUAUCAUACAUGAGAUAUCUCACUCUAUCAAGCUGCAAACACGAUCCUUUGUUGAGGAAAUCUCACAAAAUCCUUUCUAGAUGUUUGCUAAAGUCAUAGUUUUUGAUGAUUUAUCAGUAUAUGGUGAGCUUACAGACGAGGAAAAGCUACACCCAGAACAACAUAAGCCAGUCAUAUUUCUACAGCAGUGGUCGUGAUGAAAUAACAAGCACAUUGAGCAGUAAUAUCAGCGGGUGAAAUCAAAGUAAUGAAAGCAAAGUGAGAAUAAGCAUUGGCUUCCAGAUUAUCAAGAGUUAAAUGAUAAGAAUGGUGUUAUUCUUCUAGGCUUUUCUUAUUGUCAACAAAUCUCAAAAGACCAAACUAUGUGUUAGCAUGGCUGGAGUAAGUGUGUAUCAGGAACCGCGCAGUGCUAACACAGCUGACUACACUAAGGCUGCAACUAACGAUUAUUCUUGUAUAGUCGAAGAAGUUUUUUUAUCUCUAUGAUGCCAGAAAACACUGAAAAAUGCUGUUACAAUUAUACCAACCAGUACUGCUAUCCUGGAACAUAACUGGAUCCAGGUUUGUAGUGUGCACAAUUACUUUGUAGUAGUUUUAUUUAAAUUUAUUUAGGAAUAUAUACCUGGUAAGCACAAUAUUGUUUGAAAUGAUAAACUGUAUUUUGACACAGGGCACCUCUUCAACUCCGUACCUCAAGAUUAGGUAAUAAUCACCAGAUCCUCACACAAAAUAGCACAUGCCGCCUGCGCUGACCUGAUUUGACAGCUCUUUGCAGCACGUACACAAAAUGUUCCACCAGCAUCGUGAACCAUACAAGCUGAUAAACACACAUUUCACAGGGCUUGUCGUGACUGGAUCCAAAUGUUAAGGGUACUGUCUCUGCCUACGCUUAAAAGUUGUGAAAAGAUUAAAUUAAAGGUUAAAGCACAGCAUCUUCAUUAUUUGGUGCUGUUUGAUUAUCAGCUGAUAGAGAUUCAACGUCAUACCUGAUACCUCGUUUGCAGGGGAGUUUUCCUGCCCCUUAAAGUCUGAGGCCCCAGUGUCUCUGAACUUUUCACCUUCCCUACCCCGUAUGUGGCGCUCAGGUACAAGCCUGCUGGUUCCUGUUGCAAAAUCUUUCUAAAAUGGGUCACAAACUUAUACUUUCCAUUUUU
This is a messenger RNA of Thunnus maccoyii (southern bluefin tuna), 3502 nucleotides long. It is a transcript of the gene slc16a5a, whose product is annotated as solute carrier family 16 member 5a. Lineage: Eukaryota; Metazoa; Chordata; Actinopteri; Scombriformes; Scombridae. Gene Ontology annotation, biological process: transmembrane transport; monocarboxylic acid transport. Gene Ontology annotation, molecular function: monocarboxylic acid transmembrane transporter activity. The record is from RefSeq and is a predicted model, not a curated record. The coding region runs from base 372 to 1994 and encodes 540 amino acids. The transcript has 5 exons.